Messenger RNA from Linum tenue, 381 nucleotides. Lineage: Eukaryota; Viridiplantae; Streptophyta; Magnoliopsida; Malpighiales; Linaceae. The record is from the annotation of a GenBank genome assembly.
AUGUUGAGAGCAUUGAGCACCCGCAGAAGCCACGGCAGGUAUGAAAAGCUAGUUGACAAGGCUGAAUCUUCUUCAGCCGGUCUUCUGGGAGGUAGUAGUAGGGAUUUUCAGCUUAAGAGGAGCAACACCUUGCCAAUUCGGUUUCUGGGUUGCUGUAGAGGUAGUAACAAGGUGUCUGUGGAGCUGAACUUGCCAUCACUCCCGGCGGUGAAACCGGCCAUGAAGGUUAACAAAAGCCACCCGCUUUUCACCCUCUUUGAUAGACGGCGGCAGAACAGGAGGACCACUUCGAGGCCGGAGUUUGCUAGGUAUAUCGAGUAUGUCAAGGAAGCUGGUUUGUGGGAUAAGAACUCUGGCAUGCCUGUUAUGUACUACAAGUGA